CCGCUCCCACAGAAACAAUCCUGCUCCUGCCACCCAUUGGUUCGCUCCCCAGCCGAAGGCAACCCUCACUUCCAAUUAUCUCCCCUCAAACACACACGGUCUGAGGAGGACACAGCCUCGCACGCAUGCACGCGUUGUGUUGUGUAUCUCUGGAUGAGGGGGAUUGAGGGCGUUUCAAAACCAUUCGGUCGUCGUUUUUACAGAAGUCUUGCUGCUGCCCCGGCCACUUUGUUUUGUCACGAUGUUUGCGGUGGUGGUGGUGGUGGGCAAGAGCGUGUAACCGAAGACGGUGUCUGCCUGUCUUGUCUGUGCGUGACGGGGAGCGUUGCGCGUUUGACGCGGGGUAGCGGGAGAGAAUAGAGCCUUGGUGUGUUUUCCGCCAUGGACGACCGUCCCCGCGGGGGAGGAGGAUGACAACUGAAGCAUAAGAAGUCUCUCCCCCCCCCUUUGAAUUUGAGCCUGAGCAGCAGCAGGAGAAGAAGAAGAGGCGGAGGAUUUGGUGACAGUAGAAGCCCCGCCUGCUGCCUGGGCAGGGGGGCCGUCCUGCCUGCUUGCUUGCCUCCCCCCCAAUCUCCCUCAGAAGAAGCUGGCCGGGCUCCUUUCUUUCUCUUUCCUCUCUCCCCGCACCCCUCCUUCCCUCUCGCAUUCACACACCGCACACGCACGCCGAGCGAGCCUCUCUCGCGCUCCCUUCAUGCAGGCGAACAGCGAGGCAGAAGAUGGCUGACUCGCCGGCGCGACCCACACAGCCCAGCCCGCCCGCCCGCAUCCCCGAGCCGCCCAGCGGAGAGCCGCUUUCUCCUCUUGACACUCGCUGACGCCUUCGCCCAGCGCUGAAAGCCGCCGCCGCCGCCCCCCUCCUUGGUUCCCGCCGCCGCCGGCCACCAUCCUCCCUCCCUCCCUCCCUCCCUCUCGACAACCUUCCCCCUCUCCUCCCCACCAACCCAAAUAAUACCAGCAGCCAUUUCAUCUCCGCCAAAGUAGAUACACACAAAAAUGGCAGAAAUGGAGAAAGAAGGGAGACCUCCGGAAAAUAAAAGGAGCAGGAAACCGGCUCACCCCGUGAAAAGGGAAAUCAAUGAAGAGAUGAAGAACUUUGCAGAAAACACCAUGAAUGAGCUCCUUGGCUGGUAUGGUUAUGAUAAGGUUGAAUUAAAAGAUGGAGAAGAUAUUGAAUUCAGGAACUACCCCUCAGAUGGGGAGAGCCGACAGCACAUUUCUGUUCUCAAAGAAAAUUCUUUGCCAAAAACAAAAUUACCUGAAGACAGUGUUAUUUCAUCCUACAACAUAAACGCAGGCUAUCCGGGGCUUACCACAGGAAAUGGACUCUCAGACUCACCAGCAGGAUUGAAGGAGCAUGGGAACGUACCCAUUAUUGUACCAUUAAUUCCACCACCUUUCAUAAAGCCACCAGCAGAAGACGAUGUGUCAAAUGUACAAAUAAUGUGUGCCUGGUGCCAGAAAGUGGGAAUCAAGCGUUAUUCUCUGAGUAUGGGAAGUGAAGUGAAAUGUUUCUGCAGCGAGAAGUGCUUUGCAGCUUGUCGAAGAGCAUACUUCAAGAGGAACAAGGCUAGAGAUGAAGAUGGACAUGGUGAAAAUUUCCCCCAGCAGCACUAUGCUAAGGAAACUCCAAGACUUGCCUUCAAGAAUAACUGCGAACUACUUGUAUGUGACUGGUGUAAACACAUAAGACACACAAAAGAGUAUCUGGAUUUUGGGGACGGGGAAAGAAGGCUUCAGUUCUGCAGUGCAAAAUGUCUCAAUCAGUACAAAAUGGACAUUUUCUACAAAGAAACACAGGCCAAUCUUCCAGCUGGACUCUGCAGCACAUUACAUCCUCCAGUCGAAAAUAAAGCAGAAGGCACUGGGGUGCAGCUGCUGACUCCAGAUUCUUGGAAUAUACCGCUAGCAGAUGCUCGGAGAAAGGCCCCAUCCCCAGUGUCUGCAGCUGGCCAAAUUCAAGGCCCUGGACCAUCAGCGUCUACCACUGCCUCUCCGCCUGACACUGCCAACUGCUCUGUCACUAAAAUCCCAACGCCUGUUCCCAAAUCUAUCCCCAUCAACGAGAAUCCAAAUAUGCCACCGGUUUCUGUUCAGCCACCUGCUAGCCUUGUGCCUCCAAUUGGUGUCCCACCUCGAAGCCCUCCCAUGGUGAUGACAAACCGUGGGCCGGUACCUUUGCCCAUAUUCAUGGAACAGCAAAUUAUGCAGCAAAUCCGCCCACCCUUUAUUCGAGGGCCACCUCACCAUGCCUCAAAUCCGAACAGCCCUCUGUCCAAUCCAAUGAUUCCGGGAAUUGGUCCACCACCAGGUGGUCCUAGAAAUAUGGGCCCCACUUCCAGCCCUAUGCAUAGGCCAAUGCUGUCUCCUCAUAUUCACCCUCCAACAACUCCAACGAUGCCUGGAAACCCCCCAGGUUUACUACCCCCUCCACCCCCAGGGGUUCCUUUGCCCAGUCUUCCCUUCCCACCAGUAAGCAUGAUGCCAAAUGGUCCUAUGCCCAUGCCACAGAUGAUGAACUUUGGCUUGCCGUCUCUUGCCCCACUGGUGCCACCCCCAACCCUGUUAGUGCCAUAUCCUGUCAUUGUUCCUCUACCAGUUCCUAUCCCCAUUCCAAUCCCUAUUCCUCACAUAAAUGAUUCCAAGCCCCCAAACGGCUUCUCCAGUAAUGGGGAGAACUUCAUUCCAAGUACAUCCACUGAUGCAACUGGGACAAAGCCAACAAAUAACUCUGUGUCCCCUAGAGAUUCGAAACAAGGGCCUUCCAAGUCCUCUGACUCAAGUCCAAGUUGCUCAGGCCAGUCCUUAAAUCAAACACAAGUGCAUCAGGAGCACAGUAAAAACGAAGUUGUUGAUUUGACUGUGAAACCUAGUAGUCCAGUGAACAACAAGUUUGGUUUUCCUACAGUGCUACAGGGACCACAGGAUGGUGUGAUAGACUUAACUGUAGGUCACAGGUCUAGACUACACAAUGUUAUCCAUAGGGCUUUACAUGCUCAAGUCAAAGUUGAACAUGAAGCUAGCAGUGUUGUCAAUCUGACUUUUGGUAGCUCAGACAAAAGGAACUGCAAUGACUGCAGGAACAAUUGCAGCCCUACUGAAGCAAAAACGUUACCUUGUAGUGACCCAGUUCAUUGUGGCCCCAUCGCACUGCCAUCGGGCACUUCGGAAAAUAGUACAGCUGCAGUUUGCAAUGUUAUUGUGAAUGGCACAAAGGGCCCAGAGGUUUCCAAGAACUCAGAGCAGCCCCAGGAGCAGAAAAAGUCUCAUCCUCUGGAGGAAUUGCCAGUCAGUGAGCUGGAGUCUGUUAAGGAGAACAACUGUACAUCAAACUGCCGACGGGAAGGAGAAUCCGGUAAGAAGCCUGGGGAAGAGCCCCUGUUUGGGGGAGACAAGCAAGAUCCCAACCUGAACAAUCCUGCAGAUGAGGACCAUGCAUAUGCUUUGCGGAUGCUACCCAAGGCAGGCUGUGUCAUCCAGCCUGUGCCAAAACCAGUGGAAAAGACUGCAAUUGCACCAUGCAUUAUUUCAGCGCCAAUUCUCAGCACAGGGCCAGAAGAUCUGGAGCCACCACUGAAAAGGAGGUGUCUCCGAAUUCGAAAUCAGAAUAAGUAAAGGAAUGCUCACUUUGACAGGGUACCUUGCAUGGAGAAAGGGAGCAGAGCAAACCAUGCUACUUCACCAAACAACACCAGCUGGUCCACUCACCACCCCUUCUGGUUAAAAGUCCAGCAAGCAAAGCCACUUCCCGCCAUUAAUUCUCGCAGAGGGAAGGCUGAAACCCUCGGGUGCCUUUGGCUCAGAAGACUGUAAGCACAUCAUGGACCCCACGAAGUACGCUCAGCAUUCCGACUACCAUCUCCCCUUCUCCCUUUUCCCUUUGGUUUCUUGCCGAUGGAGGAUUUUCCUCUUGAUUUCUAAAGCCACAUGGACCAAUGUAUGUACUUUCCCCCCUCACUGACUUCAAGGUUCAGAUAUUUGAGGCUGGACAAUGAAAUGGAUUUUUUUUUCUCUCUCCAAAAAAACUGCUGUGGUUUUGCUGCUACACUAAGAAUUGUGAUUUGCAUUGUAUGGUUUCGGACCUAUUUGCGUUUUUUGAUGGGAGGGGGGAUGAAGGGGUUAUACUGGAGUUAUUGACACUUCAGAGUCAUCUCUUUCUCCUGCCCAUGAUGCACUUUUAAAUGAAGAGUUAUUAGAAUAUUUUAUUGGCUAAUAUACUUCCCCCCCUUGUUAUUUUUUACAAAUGCCACCUUUAUCCUUUUUAAUGCCAUAUUUUCAGUGUUACACUUUUAUGGCUUUUUUAAUUUUUAUUUGACAGAGUAAGAAGCAGCAUGAAUAGUUUAUACUGUGGUUUUUCAGAGACUGAAUGCCAAGAGAACUCAGUAAAUGUUUAUUCCUCUCAGCUUUCUCUUUCAAUUCCCCUAAAUAGCACCCCAUCCGGGAACAGAGCAAGAGUGUUGAACUAAAGACCAAAAAAGAAGAAAAAAAGGGAUCCCCUCAAGGUGUAAAACUAUCUGGGGGAAAUAUUUUGCUGGGUGUUAUGAAAGACUUGGAUGAAAUUUCAACCCUGAUGGUUUUUCAGUGAUCCAGGAAGCCAGUGAGACAAUCUCGCCAGAUGCAGACCCCUUUCAUGAUAAUUAGAAAGGUAUGGCCAAGCCAAUGAAAACACAGGGGUAAAGUGAGAAGAGAGCCCCCAUGAUUCUGUUUCACUGUUUGCUUUCUCCUGUCAUGGUUAAAAAGAAAAUGUGCAAUUCGAUCCUCAGUCGGUGGGUGGAGGAUAACAGGGUAGAAUUUACUUGUGUGCACUUGUAUAGUUGUAGCCAAGAGUCCAAAAGAACACUAGAGCAUGUAUGCCGGCACUGAUUUGGUAAAACAAUUGUGGAGUAUCCCAUUCUGACAAAAUAGUAAG
Messenger RNA from Zootoca vivipara (common lizard), 4909 nucleotides. It is a transcript of the gene SOBP, whose product is annotated as sine oculis binding protein homolog. NCBI's taxonomy places the organism in Eukaryota, Metazoa, Chordata, Lepidosauria, Squamata, Lacertidae. Gene Ontology annotation, biological process: animal organ development; inner ear morphogenesis. Gene Ontology annotation, cellular component: nucleus. The record is from RefSeq and is a predicted model, not a curated record.